This is a messenger RNA of Octopus sinensis (East Asian common octopus), 1077 nucleotides long. RefSeq names its product transcription factor AP-2-epsilon. The record is from RefSeq and is a predicted model, not a curated record. The transcript is spliced from 7 exons. Gene Ontology annotation, molecular function: DNA-binding transcription factor activity, RNA polymerase II-specific; RNA polymerase II transcription regulatory region sequence-specific DNA binding. Gene Ontology annotation, cellular component: nucleus. Gene Ontology annotation, biological process: anatomical structure development; regulation of transcription by RNA polymerase II; regulation of cell population proliferation. Bases 1 to 948 code for a protein of 315 amino acids. NCBI's taxonomy places the organism in Eukaryota, Metazoa, Mollusca, Cephalopoda, Octopoda, Octopodidae.
AUGUAUUGUAACCGCAUUCCCAAACCAGGCACUUUAGCAGUAAGAUUAAUCAUACCAUUCUUUUCUAUAUUUUUGGUCGCUCACUGGCAAAAUCCAGUGGAAGAUUCCGGAAACUACAUUACUGGGGAACACAACACAGUAAUACGUAAAGAUAUAUAUUCUGAGGUUCCAUGGCUAUCAGGCAUCCGGCCCAAAAAUGAAAACAAUAAAGAUAUUGUAAUAUCAGGAGUGACUGCCCCAACAGAUGUUUUCUGCUCUGUACCUGGCCGUCUUUCCUUGCUCAGUUCAACGUCCAAAUAUAAAGUGACCGUUGCAGAAGUUCAAAGACGGUUAUCUCCCCCAGAAUGUCUAAAUGCAUCACUGCUAGGAGGCGUUCUGAGACGGGCCAAAUCAAAGAAUGGCGGUAGGUCUUUGAGAGAAAAACUGGAAAAGAUAGGUCUUAGUUUGCCAGCAGGUCGACGGAAAGCCGCCAAUGUUACUUUACUUACAUCUUUGGUGGAAGGAGAAGCAAUAAGAUUGGCUCGGGAUUUCGGUUAUUUGUGUGAGACAGAAUUUCCGGCGAGGCAAUGUGCAGAAUACACAUGCAGGCAGUAUACAGAUCCAACUGAGCAGCACACACGUAAAAACAUGAUCCUAGCGACUAAACAAUUACUUAAAGAAUUAGUGGAUUUAUUAAACCAAGACAGAUCCCCGUUAGGAAAUGCGCGUCCUCAGUUAAUUUUGGAACAAGGAAUUCAGCGGCACUUGACACAUUUCAGCUUGAUCACUCACGGUUUUGGUAGCCCGGCUGUAGCUGCAGCUCUUACAGCUGUCCAGAACUACCUGAAUGAAAUGUUAAAAUAUCUAGACAAAAAUUACCCCUCGCAAAACUCCCAGGUCUCAUCUGCUAACCAACUGGACUCAACUGGCAAAGCAAAAUCUGAAAAAGAUGAAAAUCGGAGAGAAUGAGAUUUAUUUUGAAUGUUUUUUUUUUAUAUACAUACAUGUAUACAUUUCUAUACAUAUACAUAUUUGCAUGCCGGUGUUUUGAUAUGCAUGCAUUUAUAGACAUAUUUCUACAUGAAAAUAUGUGAAUAU